AUACCCUCAUCGUCCUUCUUCAAAACCCCAUCUUAGUCCCUUUUUCCUCUUUCCGCACUUUUUCUCAACGCAAAACCCCAAGCCUUUCUCUUUUGCUUCUCGAAGAUGGCUGCCGAGUCCAAGACCAAAUACGAUCGCCAGCUCAGGAUCUGGGGAGAACAAGGUCAAACAGCACUUGAGAAAGCAAGUAUAUGCCUGCUUAAUUGUGGUCCAACUGGAUCAGAAGCAUUGAAAAAUCUCGUUCUUGGAGGCAUCGGGAGCAUAACUGUUAUUGAUGGGUCUAAAGUUGAAAUGCACGAUCUUGGAAAUAAUUUUAUGUUGGAUGAAAAAAGUCUGGGACAAUCAAAAGCAAAAUGUGUAUGUGCUUUUCUCCAAGAGCUAAAUGAUGCUGUUAAGGCUAAGUUCGUUGAAGAGUCACCAGAAACCUUAAUAGAAUCAACACCUUCUUUCUUUUCACAGUUUACUUUAGUAAUUGCCACGCAGUUAUUGGAAAAUUCAUUAUUAAAGCUGGAUAAGAUCUGUAGGCAAGCAAAUGUUAUGCUGGUAGUUGCACGCUCAUAUGGUCUUACUGGGUUGGUUCGAAUAAGUUUAAAGGAGCAUACUGUUGUGGAGUCAAAACCUGACCAUUUUCUAGAUGACCUGCGCCUUCACUGUCCGUGGCCUGAGCUUAAAGAGUUUGCUAACAACAUUGACCUGAAUGUGAAAGACCCUGUUGUACACAAGCAUACACCAUACAUAGUCAUUCUUAUUAGGCUUGCAGAAAAAUGGGCCCAAGCACAUGGUGGCUGCUUACCAUCAACCAGGCAGGAGAAAAAGGAGUUCAAGGAUGAAAUAAAAGCUCACAUGCUUAACUUAGAUGAAGAAAACUAUAAAGAAGCCAUUGAAGCCUCAUUUAAAGUCUCAGCAGCUCGGGGAAUCAGUUCUCAGCUUCGUCAAGUAAUUAAUGAUAGUGCAGCUGAGGUUGAGUUGACAUCAUCAGAUUUUUGGGUUAUGGUUGCAGCUUUGAAGGAAUUUGUUGAAAAUGAAGGCGACGGAGAGCCACCUCUUGAGGGAUCAAUACCUGACAUGACAUCCUUAACUGAAUAUUAUGUCAGUCUUCAGAAGAUCUACCAAGCUAAGGCGGAGUCCGAUUGUCUUGCAGUAGAGCAACGUGUAAGGACUAUAUUGAAGAGAGUUGGUAGAGAUCAUUGUGCUAUUUCAAAGGCAACUAUUAGGAACUUCUGUAAAAAUGCUAGAAAGCUUACCGUGCGUAGGUACCGCUGCAUUGAGGAUGAGUUUAAGUCUCCAAUUCUUCCAGAACUACAGAAGUAUUUGGCUGAUGAAGAUUCCAGUGUUGCUGUUGGCUUCUAUAUUCUUCUUCGAGCUGUUGAUCGGUUUGCUGCUAAUUACAAUAGAUUUCCGGGAGCAUUUGAUGGUGAAAUAGAUGAAGAUGUAACAAGACUGAAGACCAUUGCAAUUGGCAUAUUAAGCGACUCGGGUUUCCAUGGGCCCACAUUGUCAGAGGAUUUAAUCAAUGAGAUGUGUAGAUUUGGAGCUGCAGAGGUCCAUGCUGUUGCUGCCUUUGUAGGGGGUGUUGCUUCUCAGGAAGUAAUUAAGCUCACCACGAAACAGUUUGUGCCUUUAGCCGGGACGUUCAUAUUCAACGGGAUAGAUCACAAGUCGCAAGUGUUGGCGCUGUAGUUGCUGAAAACUUGAGCUAUGGAGAUCAAGCUGAUAACUCACCAUUGUAGUUCCCCUUUUUGAUGGUAAAUUAAGAGAUUAAAUUAUAGAGCUGCAAUGUUUUUGAAGGCUUUCAGGCAUAUGGCACUAUUUGGAGGUAUUCUCCAUUAAUGAAUGAUGGAGAUUAUACGGAUGUGGGUUAUA
Molecule: messenger RNA, 1863 nt
Organism: Asparagus officinalis (garden asparagus)
Lineage: Eukaryota; Viridiplantae; Streptophyta; Magnoliopsida; Asparagales; Asparagaceae
Product: NEDD8-activating enzyme E1 regulatory subunit AXR1-like
Exons: 14
Coding region: 106-1680 (524 amino acids)
Biological process (GO): protein neddylation
Cellular component (GO): cytoplasm
Molecular function (GO): NEDD8 activating enzyme activity
Source: RefSeq, a predicted model, not a curated record